AUGCGCGGCGCUGCUGCUGCUGCCGGCAUGCAAAGGGCUGCCGCUGCUGCUGCUACUGUCGCCGGUACUGGUGCUGGUGGUGCUCGGGCACGUCUGCUUCAAGCAACACGCGCUGUCUCUGCCAUCUCAGUGGAGCCGACGGAUGUUGAUGGCGUCAAGAUCUUGUACAUGAACCACAAGCCCGUGAACGCGCUGUCGCUUGAAUUCACCCGCGACCUCGUCAACACAAUUGAAGAACUCGAGGCGGACAAGGACAACAAGGCGGUGGUGAUUGCCUCCAGCCUUCCCAGCACCUUCAUGGCUGGUCUUGAUAUCCGCGAAAUGUACGACAAGGAUCUGCCCCACCUGAACAAGUUCUGGUCCACACUGCAGGACCUGUUCCUGAAGCUGAUGACGACCCGGUUGGCCACGGCUGCCGCUGUGGAGGGCAACAGUCCCGCUGGCGGCUGCCUUGUUGCGCUGAUGUGCGACGAGCGCGUGAUGGCAGACGCCCCCGUCACCAUUGGCCUCAACGAGACAAAGCUUGGCAUUGUGGCGCCGGUGUGGUUCAUGGAUCUGUUCCGCGGUGCUGUCGGCCAGCGCAACGCGGAGCGCCUGCUGCAGCUGGGUGCGCUGCUGUCUCCACACGAGGCAAAGGGCGUGGGCCUCGUGGACUAUGUGCGGCCGAGAGAGGACGUGGUGCAGACGUGCGUUGAUCUGCUCCAAGACUACCUGGCUGUUCCCGCCGCUGCCCGCCACCUCUCCAAGCUUGCCAUCCGCAAGGACAUUGUUGACAAGGUGGCCCUCAACCGCGAAGGGGAUCUGGAGUUCUUUGUCAAGUUCAUUCGGCAGCCGGCUGUGCAGAAGGGCCUUGGCAAGUACCUUGAAGCCCUGGCCCAGCGCCAAGCAAACAAGACCAAGCAAACCUAA
This is a messenger RNA of Salpingoeca rosetta, 909 nucleotides long. Its product is annotated as dodecenoyl-Coenzyme A delta isomerase. The coding region runs from base 1 to 909 and encodes 302 amino acids. The transcript is spliced from 4 exons. Gene Ontology annotation, cellular component: mitochondrion. The record is from RefSeq and is a predicted model, not a curated record. Gene Ontology annotation, biological process: fatty acid beta-oxidation. Gene Ontology annotation, molecular function: enoyl-CoA hydratase activity. Lineage: Eukaryota; Choanoflagellata; Craspedida; Salpingoecidae.